GUACUAGGAGAGUUUGAAGAAGUAGCAAUGAGUUUUUCGAGAGAAGAUGACACUGGCGAAAAACAGCCUUGCCGGGAAAUCAAGCAAGAGCAGGCCAAUUGGUUGGAUAAGUGGGAGAGUGAGGAUGAAGAGGCCGUGUUUGAAGCAUUAUUGGAAAAAGCCGAAACUCAAGUCCUAGAAGAAAACUUUGGAGAACAAGAGGCAUCAAGGUGGGAGCAGAGAUUCCCCAUAGACAAGAGACGAAACAACGCCAUUCUCGGCGAGAGUGGGAUUUCCAGGGAGCGUGUCUUGGAGGACAGAACGCCAAUAGGAAAGCGAAGACACAUGUGCGCUAUUUGUGGGAAGGGCUUCACUCAGAAAUCCAACCUCAACCGGCAUCAGAGAACCCACGUGGGAGGAAAGACAUUUCAGUGCUUAAAGUGCGGGAAAAACUUCAAAUGGGAAACCAGUUUUAUGCGACACCAGCGAUUCCAUACCGGCGAGAAGCCUUACCCCUGUGUGGACUGCGGGAAAUGCUUCAGUCGGAGCGCAAAUCUCAUCAUUCACCAGCGGAUCCACACUGGGGAGAAACCCCACCAGUGUGUAGACUGCGGGCAGAGUUUUAGCCAGGUUUCCAAUCUUGUUCGGCACCACCGAGUCCACACCGGGGAGAAACCGUACAAAUGCCUGGAGUGCGAGAAGAGCUUCACUCAGAAAUCCAACCUCGUCAAGCAUCAGAGUGUCCAUUUGGGAGACAAGCCGCCCCGACGCUCGGCUAAUGGGAAGCGACUCAGCCAGAGGUCCAGUCAUAAGAGAUUGGACAGGGAUCCCCUUGGGGAAAAUCCCUGUCAGUGCUUCAAGUGCGGGAAGGUCUUUUCCCGGAAAGGCAACCUCCUCCGGCAUCAGAGCAUCCACACAAAAGACAAGCCGCACAAAUGCCUCGAAUGCGGGAAGCGGUUCAACCAGAGGACCAACCUGAAUGCGCAUCAAAGGAUCCAUACUGGGGAGAAACCGUACCGAUGUCCGGACUGUGGGAAGAGCUUCCGGUGGAGGGCGCACCUGAUCAUCCACAAGCGCUUGCACACCGGCGAGAAGCCGCACAAAUGCGUCGACUGUGGGCAGAGCUUCAGCCAGCGGUCCAAUCUGGUGAGGCACCUCCGAAUCCACACGGGGGAGAAGCCGUACAAGUGCUCUGAGUGCGAGAAGAGCUUUGGGCAGAAAUCCAACCUUCUCAAGCAUCAGAAGAUUCACACGGGGGACAGUGCCCUCCAUCAGCCGACCGGGAGCGUCAGACAGGACCCAAUGGGAGAGGAACCCUAUCAGUGUUUCAGGUGUGGGAAAAUGUUCACCCGCCGGGGCAACCUUCUAAGACACCAGAGCAUCCACACCCGAGAAAAACCUCACAAGUGCUCCGACUGUGGGAAGAGGUUCAAUCAGAGAGCCAACCUCACCAGCCAUCAGAGGAUACACACCGGGGAGAAACCCUUCGCCUGUCUUGAAUGUGGGAAAUGUUUUCGCCAGAGCCCUCACCUGAUUAAACACCAGAAAGUCCACGCAGAGGAGAAGGCUUCCUACAACCAUGGCUCAGAUGAUGGGGCGAGCAUCAGCCUGGAGCCGGGCCACAGGAGCCACGAGAGGAUCUACCUGAGAGGCAAUCCAUAUCAGUGCAUGAAGUGCGGGAAGAUGUUCAACUGGCAAUCGAAUUUCAUCCGGCAUCAAAAAAUCCACGCGGGCGAAGAACCGCGCCAGUGCUUGGAUUGCGGGAAGACCUUCAAUCGGAGGAAGAACUUUGUGGCUCACCAGAGAAUCCACACGAAAGAGAAGCCCCAUCAGUGCACCGAGUGCGGGCAGACCUUCACCUGGGAAGCACACCUGGUGAUCCAUCAAAGGAUCCACACGGGAGAAAAACCUCACACCUGCGUUGAGUGCGGGCAGAGUUUCAGCCAGAGGUCCAACCUCAUCCGGCAUCAGAGGAUCCACACGGGAGAGAAACCUUACGCUUGCGCUGAGUGCGGCCAGAGUUUCACGCAAAGGACGCACCUUGUGGUGCACCAGAGAACCCACACGGGGGAGAAGCCGCAUACGUGCGUGGAGUGCGGGCAAGGCUUCAGCCAGAGGGCGCACCUGAUUGUCCACCGGAGAAUCCACACGGGAGAGAAGCCGUAUCGGUGCACGGACUGCGGACAAGGCUUCUGCCAAAGAUCCAAUCUUACCAGACAUCAGAGGUCCCAUGACUGUGAGAAACAAAAAUAGGAAACGGGAAGGAACACCUCGCUGGAAGGUUGUGUCUUGAGUCUCAGUCAUCCACGCAUGAGGAAUCGGGGAUGAGGGAGAAUGGCCAUAUUCAGUUGGUAUGGUCAUUUGGUGGGGACAAACCAAAUUGGUCUUUAUGGAAGGGUCCUCCCAAGGACACACAGAGCCUGAACUAUAAAAUAUGCAGAGUUGUGAAACAGUUUGAGGGCGCCGGUGGUAUUAAACAGAAACCCCCCUCUUCAAAAUGGCUACUGGUGUCUUGACUUUUACAGCAGUGUUUCUCAAACUUAAGGUUAUUGUUUUAAGGCCGUGUUUCUCAACCUUAGCCACUUUUAAGAUAUGUGGACUUCACCUCCCAGAAUUCCCCAGCCAGCGUGGGAGUUAAAGUCCCCCUGUCUUUAAAAAGUCACCAACUUUGAGAUAUGCUGUUUUACAGAAUGACGUCACCAGUAAAAACGCACUGGUUUACCAAAUAUCCUUGCUCUUCCCUGCUGCCUUUCCGUCACUUGGCCCUCCGACAGUUCCCGCUGCCCGUCGUCGUUCCUCUUUUCUAACCCAAUGGAAGUUGAGAAAGAAAUUAUGGGAAGGAGAUUGUACGUCAGCGCCAUUAUUUCUGGAAAAAGGAGCAGCUGGGCACCAAAUUGAGGGCAGACACUGCUGAAAGAAAAACUUGGUUUGUAAAUGAACUAGAUAAGGUUGGGGAGCGCAGAGAAGAGCAGCCCCCCCUUCCAAUUCUCUCAUAUGUUCUGGGUCACAUGACUAGCAGGGAGGAGGGGCUUAAAAAGAGGAUUUCACUGGAUUCUGGGCCUCCAUUCUAAGCUCCUCCCCCUAUUAGUCAUGGGGCCCAUAGCACAGCGCAUAAAACAGUGUUUCUCAACUAUUUGGCAACUUUUAAAGCUAUUUGGACUUCAACUCCCAGAAUUCCCCAGCCAGCAUGGUUGGCAGGGGAAUUCUGGGAGUUGGAAGUCCACGCAUCUUCAAGUUGUGAAACACUGCACUGUGGGGUCCCAGGAUGCCGCACACCAAACAACUUAGUCUUGGUCCAAAGAAGAUCCUUGGGACUGUUUGCCCUGUGCAACAUUGUGACUUUGUGUUUGUGAUCACAGCCUUAGAAAAAUUCCAGGGAUGCAGCUGACACCUAAAACCAAUCCAGGAACACCCCUGUCUGAGGACUCUUAAACUCCCUUUCCUCCAAGCCUCUUCAUGCCAUUUGAAUUGCUCUCGUCCUAUGCUCCAUGGAGGUAGUUGUCAAUCUUUUUGAAUCCGCUACAGCACGAAUCAUCCCUUUUCACCCCCUGCACAAGGCCAAGCCAGGACCGCUGGGGUAUAGUAGCCAAUAUAUCCGUACUUCUCUGGCAUUUCAGAAAAUGAUGAAUGGUAUACAGGUAGACCUCGGCUUACGACCACAAUUGACCCCAAAAAUAUCUGUUGCGAAAACGGAUAGAGUCUUCUGCCCAGGCAGGGGGUUGGACUAGAUGACCUCUGAAGGCCCUUCCAACUGUUAUUCUGAAAUGUAAACUGCCUCCUUCCUUCCUCUUUCCUUCCUAAAACAUCCUCCCUCAAGUCUCGAGUCGUGAGCAGGGAAUGUCGUUUUUGGAUUUCCCCGUCAGCUCUUGAUUCUUUCCUUGGAAGAAGAAAGGCUGAGCUUAAUUCCCAGGGAGGAUGGACUUCUCUCUGUUUCUCUCUUGUGGCAACUUCAAGAUGGAGGUGGACUUCAACUC
This is a messenger RNA of Thamnophis sirtalis, 3953 nucleotides long. The record is from RefSeq and is a predicted model, not a curated record. NCBI's taxonomy places the organism in Eukaryota, Metazoa, Chordata, Lepidosauria, Squamata, Natricidae.